AUGCAUAAUUAAUAAUUUUGUGAGGGAAGGAAAAUUGACUUGGGAUGGUUGACAGAUGCAGUGAAUGAUUAUUAACCACUUCUUAUAAAAUCAUUUAGAUAAUAAUUUAAAGAGGAAUUAUAGAAUUUGGCAAAUAAGGAACUGAUUACAGAUGAGAUGAUUAUGAGUCUUUGUUUAAGUGUUGAUUAAAAGAAGGAGGAAUUGAUAAUGUAAAAGAAGAGUAGUGUAACAGGUGGUUAUUUGGAUAGAUUAGUGAGAUUUGAUAAGCAUAUACUAUAGUAACUUAAGGAUCAUAAACCUGUUAAAUCAUUCCCACUUUAUUAAAGAGUGUUUGUUGAAACCAAAGCAGCUGAUUAAAAGACUUGGUUCAACAAAAAUGGUGAUAUGGCAAGAUUACUUUUGGAAUUUGAAAAAGGACAUACUGGAGUUUAUAUAUACAGAAAAGAUAAAAAUUAAGCAAUAAAAUGGUAAAGAUAUUUGAUAAUUGAAAAAUUAUUAUAAGUAAAACCAACAUUAGUAGUUAGAUGUUUUGAAUAUUGUUAUAAAGAAUAUGAAUAUAAAUUUACAUUUACUUGGACAUUAAAAUAUGCUUAACUUCUAGGAACUUAUACAACAUAAAUGAAUCAAAUGAAAAAGUAAAAAGCUAAAUUAGAUGAAAACUUUUUGAUUUCAUUAGAUAGAUAAGUUAUGAAUUAUCAUAUAAAAAAAUGGUAAGCAAAAAGUGAUAAAUAAUAUAAAGAAGAAUAGGAUUAUAAAGAGAAAUUAAAAUAAUUAUCAUUAAAAGAAUAAGAAUAAUUAAAAGCUACUGAAUAAUAGAGAGAAUUAGAGAGAUUAGCAAAAGAAAAGAGAAGAUUAGAAUUAUUAAAUUAAAUGGUCACUUAUUUAAAACCCAAGAAUUAUGAAAUGAAACGAUUUUAUAAAUAUUGGUAAGAUAGAGCAAUUCAUAUUCAUCAUAAUAAUCCAUAGAAAUUUAUUAUAUCAUUUGUUAGUAUGUAUAUGUAAAGUAAUACAUAAUUGAUAAGACCUUAAUUAGAAGUAAGAUUUGUUUCUGAAGUAUCUUUAUAAAACAAUUAUUAUAGAGGACAGAGAAUACUAGAGAUAUAGAAAAUUCUAAACUAUUAGAUGGUUUACAAUAUCAUAUAGAAUAAAAUCCUUAUUAUACAAAACGUUUACUUACUUAAAUGAGUCAAUAAAGAAGAAGAGAUUUUACAACUUGGAUUUUCAAAGAUGGAUUACUUGGAACAUGUGGAAAUACAUCAAUUACAGUAGAGAAUUUUGGGUUUAAAGAUUUUCUAGACCUUUAAGUUAUAGAUACUAUCAGUACUUAUUCAUUAUCAAUAAAUAAGAAACUAAUACAGCUUCAAAAGUUCUUAGAAUAUAAUUAUAGGAUUUGUUUCAAUUUCUCUAUGAAGGUAGAUCAUUUUGGGUACAAUUGGAAUUUGGACCUUCUAAAAUCUAUGUAGAAAUAGAUGUAUUGGAACAUUCAAAUUUAGAUCCUAUAUUUUUAGAUAGACUGAAAUAUAUAUAAUUGAAUGGCAUUCUCAGAAAAAUAAUUGUAAAGAUAAUUGAUUAAAGAACUCCUGUAAUAUAUAUAUAUAUCAAAUUUAUCUAAGAUUCCAAUUGUUGAAACUGUGAGAUUUAGUCUUGAAGUUGAUAAAUAUAGUUAAGAAAUUUAAAAUCUUUAUUAGAGAUUUUAUAUUGAAAACAUUUGUUUAUAACCAUAAUGUAUACCUACAGCUUGGUUUUCUUUGUUGGAUGGAAUGGAUAGAGUAGUUAAACCUAUCACAGAUAUACUUAAAAGAAAGACCUAAGAAUAUGUAGAUACUGGAGAAAAUGUACUAAUUUAUAAAUAAUUAAAAUAAACUCAAAAUUUAGAUCUACCUUUAGAAAAAGAUAUUAAUGAUUUUAUAAGUAGAUUACCUGUUAAUUAAGCAAAUUAACAUAAAUAAUUCUAAGGUAUGUUAUAAACAUUUUUAAUUUAUUGCAAUCUUAGAGGAAUCUAAUUGAAUGUAUCAAUACUAAAUAAUUUAUUUACAAUAGCAAGUAAAUUUAUAUGCAUUACUCAUUGUCACUUUUUCUAUAAAUUAUCAAAUCCUGUAUUUGGUAAUUUAUUUGAUUCAGAAGCUUAAGCAUUUUGGCUUUUUGUCUCUUUCUUAGACUUAAUGAGAAAUAUUCAUUAUCCAUUAACAAAAGAUGAUUAAGUUUUUUGUCCUUAAGAAAUAGUAAUUUAAUAUUUAGAAUUUCAACAUACAAAUUUAAUUAAACAUUGUAAAGUUUAUGAUAUUGCUAUUGAUAAUAUCAUAUAUGAUAUUCUUUGUUGUUUUUACACUAAUAUUGUUUAAUCUCUACCUUUAUAUAAUAUUUGGAGCUUAAUCAUAAGAAAAACAUCUACAAAUAAGAAUGUCUAUCUUAUAGUAUUGAUUGUAUUAAUUGAGGAAUUAGGAGAGAAAUUAUUACUUUGUUAAAACACAGAGGAUUUUAAGAAUGCUAUUUCUUUAAAAGGUAUAAUAAUUGUUAUUUAUUAUAGCUUAACUUAUGGAUAUUCUAUAAUUAGAAGCAGCUUAUUCAAAUUGUGAAUCAACUUUGAAUAGAAUUAUAAAUUCAGAACAAUCCUUUCAUUAAUCAAUUGAACAUACAAAUAUCCAUAGACCAUUAAUAUAAGAUUAAUGA
This is a messenger RNA of Paramecium primaurelia, 2670 nucleotides long. NCBI's taxonomy places the organism in Eukaryota, Ciliophora, Oligohymenophorea, Peniculida, Parameciidae. The record is from the annotation of a GenBank genome assembly.